AUCAGAUGGURCUUCUACUCCCCGAUUCCUCAGUGAAUGCCUCCGGGAGCCCAUCAGGAAGCCCAUCCCUGCUCGGAGCGCCGGGGCUUUGCCGCCUGCCCUCCUGAUGAUGUCCCGGCGAGCGACCUUCGGCACCCCAAUCCCCGGGACAAGCGUCUGCCGCGUGUUUCGGCAGAGCGACAGCCACGGCCACCYGCGGCUUGGGGACACGCUGCCCACCUUUCCCAGUACCGAGGGGUGCCCCGACCCCAGCGCUCUCCCCAUCCCUGGUGGGGGCGGGCCGGCGCGGGGGCGGCCCCAGCUCCAUCCCUGCCCGCCCGCCUCCCGCAGCCAGUCGGGGCGGAGAGGCGGCACUGGAGGGCUCCUCCGCCAGCAGCCGGCCGGGCAGCGGUGCACAUGGCAUGUCUGAUGGCGGCUUUUUCCCUGGGCAGCGCUUUGGGUGGCAGCAGCUCUGGCUGUACCAUGGCCGAGCCAAAGUCCGUGUGUGUUUCGGUGGACGAGGUGGUCUCCAAUGGCACGGACACCCAGGACAUUCGGCUCAUGAAUGGACACUUAAAAAAAGUGGACAAUGCCCUGACAGAAGCUCACAGGUUCUCCUACCUGCCCCGCAGACCAGCUGUGAACAUUGAGUUUAAAGAACUGUCCUACUCUAUCCAGGAAGGGCCGUGGUGGAGAAAGAAAGGUUACAAGACCCUUUUGAAAGGAAUUUCAGGGAAGUUCAGCAGUGGGGAGCUCGUUGCAAUUAUGGGUCCUUCAGGAGCUGGGAAGUCAACGCUUAUGAAUAUUCUGGCAGGAUACAGAGAGACGGGAAUGAAAGGGGAAAUCCUCAUCAACGGGCAGCCCCGUGACCUGCGCUCCUUCCGCAAAGUCUCCUGCUACAUCAUGCAGGAUGACAUGCUCCUUCCCCACCUCACUGUCCAGGAAGCCAUGAUGGUAUCUGCUCAUCUGAAGCUWCAAGAGAAAGAUGAAGGGAGGAGAGAAAUGGUGAAGGAAAUCCUGACAGCCCUCGGUUUGCUGACRUGUGCCAACACGAGGACUGGGAGCCUUUCUGGGGGCCAGAGGAAGCGCCUUGCCAUCGCUCUGGAGCUSGUCAACAACCCUCCUGUCAUGUUCUUCGAUGAACCAACCAGUGGCUUGGACAGUGCAUCGUGUUUUCAGGUGGUCUCUCUGAUGAAGGCUUUGGCCCAGGGUGGCAGGUCCAUCAUCUGCACGAUUCACCAGCCCAGUGCAAAACUCUUCGAGCUCUUUGAUCAGGUUUAUUUAAAUCAAGGUCAAUGCAUUUACCGUGGGAAGGUAACAAACCUUGUCCCUUACUUGAGAGAUUUGGGGUUGAAUUGCCCAACCUACCACAACCCAGCAGAUUUUGUUAUGGAAGUGGCCUCUGGCGAGUACGGUGACCAGAACGGCCGCCUGGUCAGGGCCGUGCGGGAGAGGAUCUGCGACACGGAUUACAAGAGAGACGUGGGUGGGGAGCACGAGAUGAACCCCUUCCUGUGGCACCGRCCCUCUGAGGAGGACUCCUCCUCCACAGAAGGCUGCCACAGCUUCUCUGCCAGCUGCCUAACCCAGUUCUGCAUCCUCUUCAAAAGAACUUUCCUCACCAUCAUGAGGGACUCGGUCCUGACGCACUUGCGGAUCACCUCCCACAUCGGCAUYGGGCUGCUCAUCGGCUUGCUCUACUUGGGCAUUGGCAACGAGGCCAAGAAAGUCCUCAGCAACUCGGGAUUCCUGUUUUUCUCCAUGCUGUUCCUCAUGUUCGCCGCGCUGAUGCCGACAGUSCUCACCUUUCCCCUGGAGAUGGGAGUGUUUCUCAGAGAGCACCUGAACUACUGGUACAGCCUCAAAGCCUAUUACCUCGCCAAAACCAUGGCUGAUGUUCCUUUCCAGAUCAUGUUCCCUGUGGCUUACUGCAGCAUCGUCUACUGGAUGACUUCCCAGCCCUCCGACGCUCUGCGCUUCGUCCUCUUCGCGGCCCUGGGGACCAUGACAUCGCUGGUGGCCCAGUCACUGGGUCUGCUCAUCGGGGCAGCCUCUACAUCCCUCCAGGUGGCAACUUUCGUGGGCCCUGUCACUGCCAUCCCAGUCCUGCUGUUCUCUGGGUUUUUUGUCAGCUUUGACACCAUCCCAACAUACCUCCAGUGGAUGUCCUACAUUUCCUAUGUCAGAUAUGGGUUCGAAGGAGUCAUCCUCUCCAUCUACGGGCUGGAUCGAGAAGAUCUGCAUUGUGACAAAGAUGACACCUGCCAUUUUCAAAAAUCAGAGGCCAUCCUGAGAGAACUGGACGUAGAAAAUGCCAAACUUUACCUGGACUUCAUUGUUCUCGGGAUCUUCUUCUUCUCUCUGCGCCUGAUUGCCUAUUUCGUCCUCAGAUACAAAAUCCGAGCGGAGAGGUAAAGGAAAAGCAGCUAAACCAACGCAGUAGGAGAACUUUAGACAUGCAAUAGAGGGCACUUGACAUUGUCUCACUGUGGCAGGCUGGUCCCCAGUGGCCAGCAGAUGCUGUCCUGAGCGAGCCCACGGAGAGCCACAAUGGGAUAGUGGACACACARCGUUCAGCCAAUCGGUCCCGUUGGGUUGGGUCACGUUUUCAUUACACUUUCUAGCUUUAACUAGGAAGAAGAACUAGAAGGGAAUUUUACACCACAGAAAAUCAAUGCUGAGGCAGCGUAACUGUAACAAGAAACCCGGCURCAGGAGCUUUCCUUAUGAAAACCAAUUUUGGGAUAAGGCCACUGGGAUAUSAGCCCUGGUGGCCAGAAUAGCGUAAUGUCCUCUCUAGCUGACAAAGGUAAUGAGAUGCAAAGCAAGGAAUGCAAAGAAAAUAGGGUUCUCUCAUCUUUUUAAAUUCAGAGUUUCAUCUUUGCAGUUUUCUAUGUAUUAUUUUGCAAUUCUUUUCCACAGAGUUACCCCUUCUGGCUAAAAGUCUGUAAAUGUAUUAAUAAGGUAAAGACAUCUUUUUAAUACRGAUACUUUUUUAAGAGAAACCUAAAGUGAUUCAAGGAAUUAUUUUUGUUUCUGUCUGAAUUUAGAAUUCUGGUGCUUUACUUGUCGAGCUGGUCUCAUAUMUGAAAACUGUAAUGAUAGGAGGAAAAGGCAGGUUCUGAACCUGCACUAACCUGUGGUCCUAUUUGGAAGCAGCACUGGAUAGCACAUGCAGUUAGACAUGGUCAAGCUGUCGCUGAAUGGUUGAAAAAAUAUUCUUUUGCAGUGUCUUUAAAUCCUUAGAGUUUGUGAUAUUUUGAGAUACUAACUCCGCUCRUUAUCUGUUUGAUCUACCUCCUGCAAAUGAAAAAGAAAAAUCAAAGCACUCCCAGGCUUGUUUUUAAUUAAAUUGUGAAAGCAGGAUCUGCCUGUCCCCAAGUGAUUGUUAAAGGAGUGCAAGAGCUGACCACAGAUCAAAGCUUGGGCUGCUGUGUUAAAACACCCGUGACUGCCUCAUCCAGAGGUGUUCACUGUGUCUGCAGCACACGGUGUGCAGGACUCUCCUCASAAUACACAAAUAAAUGACCUUGUAAUGCUGGUUCUCAUCCCUAAGUCUGCAUGCCCAACAUGGAAAUCAGCUGAUCUGAACAUCAGUGGCACUGUUGUUUUGGGUUCCUCCCCUUUGUAAAUUUGGCCRGGGCAAUGCUGGUUCUGAGCUGAUGUGAGUUUUGUCACCAAAUUGCACGGGCUGGGAUUUUCAACCCAAAUUCACUCCACCACACUCAUGCUGGGCACCUUGGCGAGCUUUGGUGCAAAUUGCACGACCUCCUGCCACGACUGUGAAUCCAUCUGGGUGUYCCAGAGCCCUGAGCACAACUUGCACCUUUCUGUAAAUGCAUUAUUCCCAUCAGGAUGCUGAUGGCAGCAGCUCAGUGCCAGCAAACCCUUGAGGAGCCCAGCAGCUCAUGGCAGCGGAGCAGGUGAGACAGAGACCUGGUGCAUUCACUGUCCCCCAAAUGUGUCUGGGAAAGCUCUGGCUKUGCUGGGCUGCAGCAUUUAGCAGGGAAGAAAAUUCUUUCCCAGUUUUCCUGGCCCGUGCCCAGGCUCUGUUUGAUUUACCAACACAGACACAGACUGCGUGUAUCUGUUAAACUCAGGACAUUUGAACUAAGCCUGGGGUCUGGAAGGCUUUAAACUAAGCCCCGUGUUUUAGGAAGGUUAGCUGAACUUUCCCUGAAAAUAAGGUGGACCUGUGAAAGCAAAAAUCAGUCUUUACUGUAGAAGAAAACYCAAAUUCCUUGCACAGCCUCUUUACGUAAUUUUUGUUGCUGUUUUUUCUCAAAAAAACUUUUUUACAGCUCUGAAGCUUUUCCAGGUGUAAUCACAAGCAGGAACAAACUUAUAUGGCUGUCAGAUUGAGAAAUUAAGAAUUUGAGCUAUUCUAAAUAACGCUCAUUGCUGUGAACRGUUUUUAAAAUAAGGCAGAAACUGAAAUCCCUUUGGCACAACAUGCCUUGAUUAUUUCAAGACUCUCAAAGCAUUUGUGAAUAUUACAGGCAGUUCAAACAAUGUUUUCAAGCAAAGGAUCACAUUUGUCAAAUUACUCUUGGGUUGCAGACUUCUGGUCCAAGCUGAGGGCAAAGAGUGUGACAUCCCCUGGUACUGAAUACCUUCAGGGUUCGUGUUUUGUGUUUACCAGCACCAUUUACCAAAUACCACCCUGACAUUCCCUUGCAGUGUCCCAAAUGAGGUAAAUUUGCAGGCAUUUCAACACUGGUAACUCACAGGAUGCUGUUCUCUCCCAUCUAGACCAGUUUAACAGUGUGAAUUCCUUGAAUACCAUCUUGUUAUCUGUGCCUGUUCCUCUGUUUUUAGACUUUCUUMUUUUCUCUUUUUAGUCUUCAACAUGUCCCCCCAUACUGUAACUUUGUUUUGUGUUAUGGCAGCCAAAAAUCUGGUCCUCCACGGGUGUUCCUGAGAAAAUUCCCGCUCUGGAAUAUUUUUUGUCACUCCUUUUUUGGUUAGAUACACUUUUUCCAGCCUUCUGCUGGCAACAUUUAGCUGGAAGUUGCUAUUCUAAGGAACGCUUUCAGACUGUAGUAUCCCAGUAAAGAAGUAAUUCUCUAUAAACUCAGUGAUACACAUAGAUGAGAUAAUAAUUCUUCCCCUCCUUAGCUCACAAACUAACUAACGAUCUCUCUUUUGUCACUGCUCUGGGACAGAAGUACUUAAAACCCAUCCCAAUUAUGGUUUCACAUACUGCGAAGAUUUUUAACRUGGUCUCAGGUUGGCUUUUCUCCCUUUAUGUGGAAAUAAAUUCCAACAGGCUGGCAUAAAACACAUUCCCAGGUUAAUGGGCUGAGCAUGCACGUGCUGUUGUGUUGAGCAGCACUUUGUGAAGCUCUGGAGGCUUCACUUGGAAGAAUAAUGAGGCCAGCAAGACUCUAAAGGCUUCAAAUCCUCGAUUCUCAAAUCCUCAAUUUUAUUGCKGUACGUAAAGAGCCAUAAAAUGUUUGAAAUCCAUGCCACUAUUGCCACUUGAACCAGUCACAGUCUGGCUAAAAAUUGUGUAAGAGGCUAAAGGUUUCCAAAGGUCACUCGAAAACUGAAUGUGUGAUAUUUUUUUUUGUUGGGAUUGCAGGAAGACUUCAGUGUCCUGUUGGCCUCCUUGUUCUAUUUUGACUUGUUUUGACAUGUUGCUUUGGUUACUGGGUGCAUCAGUUAAGACUUUAGGUCCUUCAUACUUCUUUUGUUGUUUUUCUUGGUGGAAACUCACACAUAACCUGAAAAAAAAAAAAAAACCUGAAGGCUUUUAAAAAUAACCUGAAGCAUUAUUGAAAAUUAAAUAAAAUAUUCUGGAAAGCGGAUUCCACUCGUAAGAAUUUGAGAAGAUUCCAUUGUUACGGGUCAAAGGGAGUAAGAGAASACUGCUGGUGCUGAAAUCCUCUUCACCUCUUAGGAAUUUGGAGCACAAAGUACCUGUUUUCAUUAAAAGAGAGGAAUAUGUGCAGAUGUAAUAGGGAGAGCUGGUUAUGUAAGUGGGAGAUAAUGAGCUUGAGUCCGAGUACGGGGUGUCUCAGGUGACUGACAGCUCCAUCCACACUUUUGUGUCAAAAUCUGUUCUCUCAGCAGAAAGGAAUGUUUUAUUAAAUGCUUGUUCCUGCAAGGAAGUGUGGUACAUGCUGACCUGUGCCACCCCAGUGGCCCUGGCAGAGAUCUUUCCUGUCCUUUUURCACAGUGCUGGGUGGAUUUUUGGAUUCUAGGAAUCAGGGGGAAGGCCAGCAGAGCAGAUAUCCUGGGGGGAGUCUGUCACCCAGCCAGUAUGGAGAGGCAGAUGAAAUAUUCCAUGGAAGUCUUGUGAUCGCUUGCCCUUGUCCUUGUGGGAGACCUUAACUUGCCAAAUGUCUGCUGGAAAUACAACACAGCAGAGAAGAGAGAGUGCAGGAGGUUCCUGGGGUGUGUGGGAGGUAAUUCCUGACCCAGCUGGUGAGGGAACCAGGAGUGGUGCCCCACUGGACCUGUUUGUGAGCAGAGUAGGGCUGGUGGGUGAUGUGAUGGUUGGAGACCCACCUGGGCACUGUGGAAUGAGGGGGUUUUAUUCUUGGGGAGAUGGAGGGGUCCAGCAGAACUGCCACCUUGGACUUGUGGAGGGCAGACUUUGGGAGCUGGGUAGGCAGAGCCCCUUGGGAGGAGCCCUGAAGGGCUGAGAGGUCCAGGAAGGCUGGAGAUCCUUAAGAAGGAAAUCCUAAAGGCACAGCAGGAGCAGAACAUCCAUCCCCACAUGCCAAAGGAUGAGCCAGAGGGGGAGAAGGAGCAGCCUGGCUGAGCAGAGAGCUUUGGCUGGAACUCAGGRAACAAAAGAGGGUGUGUGACCUUUGGAAGAAGRGGCAGGCAGCCCAGCAGGGCUACAACGGUGUGGUGAGGUCAUGCAAGGAGAAAUUAGAGGGACAAAACUAGAGAAGGAGAAACUAGAACCUAAUCUGGCUACUGCUGUGAAAGRCARCAAAAAAUGUCYCUGUAAAUACAGCACUAAGGAGAAUCCCCAUCCUUUAGUGGAUGCCAUUCUUCAUUUCCCACCAGAAGAGCCUGAUAGGGUGCAAUUGCUCAGGAAUUUCAGUGUGGAGAUCCAUUUAGAAAGCACAAUCAUGAGCUAGAAUAGGCAGAAAAUGACAUGGAGUUUGUGACUAGCUGAUGGCUGCGGUGCCACGCAGCACUGGUGAGUGUGUAAAUGAAGAACUGAGUGCGCUGAAAUUAAUCAGGAGCUCUGCCAGUAGGGACAGGAGAAUUUCCAAGGAUCAACUCCUACUGCCUUCCUCUUAAAUACAAAUUAUAAUAUAAAUAAUAACAUAAAUUAUAUUCCCAUAAUACACAAAGAGGUUGUCGUGGUGCACCCCACUGAAUGAUUUUUGUCAGCCUGCAUAUCAUUCUUCAUAUCACACGUCUGAAAGUUUCAGAUUGAGCCUGAAAGCACAGCAAGUUUCAUUUAAAUUCUGUCUAAUGCUUCAUUUCUGUUUCUGUACRUAUUUCACAURGAGUUUCUGAAGGAGUGAUUGCACSAYAGASCACAAAUCUAACUUCAGUCUCUUUGUUAUUUUGAAAUCUUACAAUGAAUAAUMAUUUAAUGCAGCUGUCAAAUGUAGAACCUUCCUUUAAGAGAUUUAGAUUUGUUAGGACCCAUUGCCAGCACAGUAAAACCAGUCAAAAAGUGUUUCCUGUGGCACAGACACUGCCAUGGCUCAGCCUGCAUUCUCUGCACUGGUUAUGCCUUCAAGACACAUCCAGAUUUUGCAGAUCCUUUUUUUUUUUCUUUUCCUGGGGGCUUCCACACAGUUCAGCCCAUGCCAACCAAUUGCUUAUGUCCUUUUUUCCUGUAUAUUCACGGCUGCUGUCCAUGUGGGCUGUGAAAACGAGUUGCUUGGGAGCAGUGCAGGAUGGUUAAAGGUGAAGGGAUGACUUUGAGACUUCUCUGAGCUACCAAAACCCCAGUGUGCUGGAUCUCCGGGUGGGCUUUACUCUUCGAAGAAAAAAAUUCAAAAAUGUCUUUUCAAGCAGAUUGCAAGGCAAUAUGGAAGUUKUGACUUUAAAGGUUGAUGGGGUUUUCUACUUCAGUGGCAUCUGUGAUGUCWUUUUUUCUGACCCCAUUGUAGCUUAUUUUAGUGAUUUAUUUAAGGUAAUCAUUAUACAAACUCCAUUCUGUAACUUCCAGAAACCAGCUUUUCUGGCCUCAGUGAUGAYUGUACCGACCUUUACAAUUGUAAAUUAGUUGUUGAGCAGUUUUUGAAAAAAAAAGAUAGAAAAGUUCCCUCUAAUUAUGGCAAAAGAAAGUUAAAUUUGAGAAGAUUACACUGAUAUAUCUUAAAAGAAGAAGAUAACAAGUCCUGCAGUGGAGCCAAGCCUUUACCUGUGUCAGUGAAGAUUUAUCCAACACCUUAUCAGAAUCAGCUGACUUUAUCGUGAGAUAUUGCCCUUGAACCUGUUACUGAAUUAUUUAACAUUUGGUUCUUUCGUUGUUUUUAUUUUCAAAGCAAGAGUCAAUGCAAGGUAUGAUUUUAAAUCAGCGUGCUGAAGUGUGCAUAUUCUGUAUAUCUAAUAUGUCAUUGUUGUCUCUUGUUUCUGUAAUGCAUUUGCAUUACCAUGAAUCAAUUUUAUUCUGCUUCUCUAGAGACUCUCGCUGCCUGCACRCUGUGAUAUAUUUGCACUGUUGUAGAUAUAUAUAUAUACAAAUAAUGUAAUUAUAUUAUACAAACCAUGUCUUUUUCAGGCUGCUUGUUACCUUUGUAGUUUACGCUCUUCCCGGUACUGUGGGCCUGAGUAAAAAUGUGGGAUGUGGGGCAUUCCUGAAGAUAUAUCACAGUCAUAGAGAAAUCUUUGUAUAUUUCUGUAUACUUACUACCUGUAAGAAGAGAUUUGUAUGUGCAUUAUUUUCCAAACUUAGGGCUUUGUUUUCUGAGACUAGAGAACAUUUAUGAUAAUGUAACACACACACACACACGAAAAAAAAAGAAAAAAAUCCAAUAAAGUGUUAUUAUUUUCAGACAGAUGGCUUUGUACCUGUUGUCACUCUGAGGGAAGUGUGUUGUAGCGUUGUUUUCACUGCCUGSUCCUUGAUUUUGGCAGCCAGCAAGGACCUGGAAUUGUCUGUUUCAGGUUGUGGUGGUUUCAGGUAACUC
Malurus melanocephalus (red-backed fairy wren) is the source of this 9093-nucleotide messenger RNA. RefSeq names its product ATP binding cassette subfamily G member 1 (gene ABCG1). Gene Ontology annotation, molecular function: ATP binding; ATP hydrolysis activity; ABC-type sterol transporter activity. The transcript has 16 exons. Gene Ontology annotation, biological process: cholesterol homeostasis; transmembrane transport. The record is from RefSeq and is a predicted model, not a curated record. Bases 37 to 2394 code for a protein of 785 amino acids. Lineage: Eukaryota; Metazoa; Chordata; Aves; Passeriformes; Maluridae. Gene Ontology annotation, cellular component: plasma membrane.